UGUGGUGCUGGGCAGAGCGUUAUGGCUCAGACGCUGCAGAUGGCGAUCCCUAACUUUGGCAACAACGUCCUGGAGUGUUUGAACGAACAGCGGCUGCAGGGCCUAUACUGUGAUGUCUCUGUGGUCGUCAAGGGACACGCCUUCAAGGCCCACCGUGCGGUUCUGGCCGCCAGCAGCUCCUACUUCAGGGAUCUGUUCAACGCUGGUGGUAAGAGUUCGGUGGUGGAGCUGCCCCCGGCAGUGCAGCCGCAGAGCUUCCAGCAGAUCCUGGCCUUCUGCUACACAGGACGCCUCAGCAUGAACGUUGGAGACCAGUUCCUGCUCAUGUACACCGCCGGCUUCCUCCAGAUCCAACAGAUCAUGGAGAAAGGCACAGAGUUCUUCCUCAAGGUCUCAUCUCCAAGCUGUGACUCCCAGGGUCUCCACACUGAGGAGACCCCGCCCUCUGAGCCUCAGAGCCCUGUCACUCAAACAGUGGGAGGGGGUGGAGGCGGUGUUGUCGCCACGGCCACAGGGAGGCCCUCCUCAUGUCUUACACCCCUUCCCCUGGUGUCCAAGGUAAAGACAGAACAGACGUCGACCACUCCUCAGACCACCCCCCACCCGCAGCAGCAGGAGGGCUCCCCCUACUCGGUGGUCUGCACCCCCGUGGCCAAGCGGCUGUGGGAAGGGGGCAACCGUGAUGGGGGCGGAGGGUCUGGAGGGGGUGGCGGAAUGAGGAAGGCUGCACGCUAUUCUUCCUCCUCUUCCUCCUCCUCCUCUUCUAACAACACUACCCAGGAUGCCUCUGGUCGUGGACCUGCAUCUGGCAACGCUGUGAUGAUGGGCGGCGGCACCACUUCAGUGGGAGGAGCCGGACUCAACAGCAACCAUAACAACCAUAACAACAAUAACCACAACGGUGGAACCCCAGAGGGCACGAGCCCGGGCACGCUGAGCAUGUACACCAGUGACUCGCCAAUCAGUUACCACGACGACGAGGAAGAUGAUGAUUUGGCUUCACCUUUGGGAGCUGUCAUGUCGUCCAUCUUUUAUUUACAAUUUACAACAUCAAAGCUCAUCUCAGUGUUUUUUCCCUCCUCAGUGGUCGGGGAGAGGGUGGAGGCUCUGCCGGACCUGGCCCCAGACUCGGGCGGCGGGCGGGGAGGCAGGGGGGCACGUUCUCGGCAGGACCUGGCUUCGCUGCCCGCCGAGCUCAUCAGCCAGAUCGGCAACCGCUGCCACCCGAAGCUGUACGAGGAGGGCGACCCGGCCGAGAAGCUGGAGCUGGUGAGCGGCACGUCCGUGUUCAUCUCCCGUGCCCAGCUCAUGAACUGCCACGUCAGCGCCGGCACCCGCCACAAAGUGUUGCUCAGACGCCUGCUGGCGGCGUUCUUUGACAGGAGCACUCUGGCAAACAGCUGUGGAACAGGUAUCCGCUCUUCAACCAACGACCCGAGUCGUAAACCCCUGGACAACCGAGUUCUGCACGCUGUCAAAUUUUACUGCCAGAACUUUGCGCCGAGCUUCAAGGAGAGCGAGAUGAAUGCCAUCGCGGCCGACAUGUGCACCAACGCUCGUCGCGUCGUCCGCAAGAGCUGGAUCCCCAAGCUUAAACUGCUGAUGGCCGACAGUGACGCCUACUCCGCCUUCCUGGCCGACAGCGUGAAGAUGGAGGCUGAUGGGCUGGGGGCGGAGCAAGGAUUUGACCCUGCCUCCCUGGAGGCUGUGGCAGCGGCGGCGGCAGCAGCAGCCGCCAACAGUCACGAAUCGGGAGGUGGAGCCACGACAGCAGACGCCCUCCAUGGGGCGGUAGGAGAUGGCAGCAAUUUGUUUUGAGUGAGUGAACGGACAGAUAGAUGAAAGGACAGAUUGAUGGGGGGAUGGGAUUUCUCUGGGGGCGAUGAGUAGAGAACGGUGGCCUCCCUGAGGCCGUGACGACAGUUGUCAGUCCUCACUGAGCCGCCAUUUGUUUGGGGACAUGUCUCUACUUUUACUCUUUUGGUCAUUUUGUUCUGCUUUCCCUCUUUUGUUUGUCCUCAUUUCCAUCUUUCUCCAACCCUGAACGCCUCAUUUCGGGUUGUUCCUCCUUCCUGUUCUGGUGGAGAGAGAUAGAAAGACAACAGAGAAAGAAAGGUGGCAGAGGGAAGACACCCCCCCCCCCAGCUCCUCAUCCCUCUGCAACUUUUCCAGACCUGAUAGUUUAAGCCUUUAUUUUUUUAUGUGUUAAAGUGUGUACUGUCACUGAGGCCAUUUUUCUUACCAUAAUCAAUCAGACAUUCCCUGGGGCGGGGGGGGCGAACCCUGUGUUCCAGUGACGUUUCCUUUUCCGAACUCCAGUAACACUGUUGUUUUUGAUAAUGAAUGUAUGCGUGGCGAAGCGUCGAGAGUUAGUGGAGGCAGAGAGAGAUUGUACAGAGCCCAGUUCUAUUAUUGUUUUGCUUUAUUUCAUGUGGACGCCCAGAUGGAAGCGUGGGGUCGACGAGGUCAGGGGUUGAAAUUAAUAUUAAUAUGUAUAUUGGCAUGGUUUAUGAUCCCCGCCCCCCCGCCCCCCACACCUCACCAACCCUGCUCCAUAACUCCUGCUGGGCAUGCUGGGAAACUAAAUGACCAGCCGCUGGAGAAAUACUGCUGAAUUCCGAGCGGCAGCAUUUUUAGCUGCUGGCAAUUUGUCGGCCAUUUUUGGUGGCAGAUAAAAAAAAAAAAAGAGAACUAAGAUUUGCGUGACUAAAACUUUUUACCACCUAAUCUCCUUUUAUUUUUUGACCCUUAAAGAAAAAGAUAAUUUCAGUUUGUUUACUUCUACUGUUAAAGUUCCUUAUGUGUGAGUUUUGCCAAGGCUCCUUGUUACUGAUGAUUGUCAAAGAGUUUGCACUGUGUUAUUUCCUGCGAUACGAGUACAAUCGAAUUAUGUUUUUGUACGUUAAAAGAAAGAGAAGAGGGGUGGUUUUAUUUAAAAAAUGAAAAAGACGAAAAAAUACGAGCUAAAAUCCAAUUAUGUCUGUUCAUCACCCGUUUUUAUUUUUAAAAAUCUGAAGGAAAGUCAAGAAAUAUCCAAAAGCAAGUUUCCUGCCUGUGAGCUUAGGAACGAGAAGUGUCCGUGUGUGUUUGUGUGUGUUUGUUUGUGUGUAUGUGGAUACAGUGGCAAUGUUCUUUUGUUUUCAACUCGUGUUUAAAUUGUUUUCCCUCUGAUAAAUUCACAGCCGUGCCUGUUAGCAGCACGAGCUUCCUCAGGCUCGCUGCCUGGACGUGUGCUCGUCUGGCACGGACAAAGGUGCUAAUUCAAGCAUUGGUACAUGGCAAGAAACGCGGCUCUGCGUGCGCGUGUGUGUAGGUGUGUGUUUGAGCGGCCACACAGUUUGUUUGUGAGCUGGAAUACAGAGAGAGAGAGUGAGAGGGAAGGAGGCCAGACGGCGUGUUUUCACACACGCUUCGUUGAUUCAUUCACCCACCACGAUGGCGAGCGCACACACACACGCUAAUAUGCAUUUGGGCGCUGUCAGCUGCAUCAGCUACAGUACACCAGAGCAUUGUGGGAAGAAAAGGGGGAGUUGCACCGAAGCAGAGCCGAGUGGCCGUCGCUCAUCACAUGUUGUACGCAUGCAGCUGAGGUUUAGCAGUAGAGAUGAUGGAGAAGAUAAAGAUUCACUGCAUUUCCUGAAGGUUCGGUUUGUUGGGUUUGAGUUUCCCGGCUUAAUAUGAGGUGUUUAGAAUAUUAAGAGAAAGAAAUAAUGGAAACAAACCUGAAAGUCAUUGCAGAUCAUAUCUGCUUUUGAUUGUUGCGUAGCUGAACGACAGAACUACAUCUUUUCUCUUCAGGCCGGCGUUUUGCUUUUGUUCAGUUUGAGGUUGACCUUCGGGCUCCAGGUGAACUUUUUCAAUUGUCCGGUCGUGAACAGCUUUGCAGUGUUUCAUACAGAUAUUCAAAUCGUCUUCAAAACAGAUUUUAUCAUCAGUUGCUGCCCUUUCCUCCGAAAAAUCAAUCCCAGACCCAAACUAGGAAUUGUUUGCCAAUAUAUCCACAUAAUCUGUGGCAGAUCCAAGUUUCAGUUCCUCUCGUCACUGAAGUGGACUUGAUUAGUUUUAAAUGCAUCCAGGCCACAAAAGUCGGUUUGUCGUCUUACGCCCACUUUGGUUCUGUAAAAAAAAAAACUACUGAUGGCACAGAGUCAAAGAAAAGAUACCCGACCAUUUUAGAUAAAUGCACUCGUUGGUUAUAUUACUCUUUUAUACUUUAAUCGAUUUCUUUUAACAUACAAUCACCUUUCCAGCGUGAAAAACAUUAUUUUCAAACAUAUCAAUAGACCUUUUUGAAGUAAGUACAUAGGCUCAAAAUUGAUUUAACAUGAAUUCAUCACUGCAAUGAAACAAGUCGAGUGUUUAAAUUAAAAAAAGAAUCCAGCUGCUGCUACACAACGAGCUGCUUCACCUGUGACGUUUAAAAUAUCUCAUUUCUGUUUUUAUUUACCACUGUGUUGAAUAUACAUAUCUGCCAGAAGUAAAUUUAUUGACGCAUUUAAAUUAUAAUUGUUUUAUAAAAUCUCACAGCAAAGCGCAUUAUAUUGUAUAGAAAUUCAAACAAAUUACAAUUACAGAGUACAAUUUAAAAAAAACCCAAAAUACUACAUAUUCUAGAUUUGUUUUAUUAUAAAUUAGACAUUUCUGACGUAACUGAAAUUUUAUUUUUUGUUUGAUGGUUUAUGACGAGAAGAAAACCCGAAGCACCUUAUUGCCCGUGUGGGAUCAGAAGUGUGCGAGUGGAACUGUUUCAUGUCACUGUUACAGGUUUAUAAUGUUCAGAUUGAGACACACACACACACACACACACACACACACACACACACACACCCUCCUCGAGUUGAAGGGUCUGUUGCUAAGUCGCCUCUUUAAGUAUAACACACAGCGUCGAAACACUCGGAUAAGAACCAAAAACAGCCGUCGAGGAUUCGUCUAAACUGAUUUUAACUGAACCGGUUUCGUUGCCCAGUGUUAUAAAACAAUUGUCUGCUUUUUACGACAUGGCUUUUAAAGAAAGAUGUUUAGAGACUCUUGAUAUAUUAACAUGAAAAUCCAGUUUUUAUUUUAUUAUUUCUCUCUAAUCCUGAGACGAGCAUCCAGGAGCAAGUGGUUUUUAAUCCAUGCCCGGCCCCACCCUAUAUUCUGGAGCACAUGGUACGAUCUGUGGAGACCUGACCAAUAAGUUUAAUAACUAAGGAGAAGAAGAGUUGAGAUAAAGAAAGGAAAAAAGGAGUGACGGGAA
This is a messenger RNA of Hippoglossus stenolepis (Pacific halibut), 5239 nucleotides long. It is a transcript of the gene nacc1b, whose product is annotated as nucleus accumbens associated 1, BEN and BTB (POZ) domain containing b. The record is from RefSeq and is a predicted model, not a curated record. The coding region runs from base 22 to 1818 and encodes 598 amino acids. Gene Ontology annotation, molecular function: DNA-binding transcription factor activity, RNA polymerase II-specific; protein binding; RNA polymerase II cis-regulatory region sequence-specific DNA binding. Gene Ontology annotation, biological process: regulation of transcription by RNA polymerase II. Lineage: Eukaryota; Metazoa; Chordata; Actinopteri; Pleuronectiformes; Pleuronectidae. The transcript is spliced from 8 exons.